Diaporthe amygdali is the source of this 1260-nucleotide messenger RNA. Its product is annotated as proteinase. The coding region runs from base 1 to 1260 and encodes 419 amino acids. The record is from RefSeq and is a predicted model, not a curated record. The transcript is spliced from 2 exons. Gene Ontology annotation, biological process: proteolysis. Gene Ontology annotation, molecular function: serine-type endopeptidase activity. Lineage: Eukaryota; Fungi; Ascomycota; Sordariomycetes; Diaporthales; Diaporthaceae.
AUGAAGACAUCCUCACUGGCCUACCUCCUCGGCGCCGUCGUGCCCGCCCUCGCGGCACCGAAUGGCAUCAACCGCCGCGCCGAUCCCGCCUUCAUUGAGGGCAAGUACAUCGUCCAGCUCAAGCCCGGCACGAGCCCGGAGGCCGUCACAUCGCACCAUAACACCGUGCGCAGCCUCCUCCGGCGGCGCGAUGGGUCUGCCGGCGCUCUCGACAAGACGUUCCAAAUCGGCGACUUCAACGCCUACAGCGGCAGCUUCGACGACGCCACCCUCGCGGCCAUCUCGGAGCUUGACGAGGUCCUCGUCGUCGAGCCCGACCAGGUCAUCCGCGUCGACCAGACUGAGGGCACGUCGAGCGUGUGGCAGCGCGACCUGACGACGCAGGCCGACAGCAUCUGGUCCCUUGGGGAUCUGUCGCAUCUCGAGGCCGGUGCGACCGAGUAUGUCUAUGACGAGACUGCCGGCGAGGGCACGACCGCGUACGUCUUCGACACUGGCAUUCGCCUGUCGCACGAGGAGUUCGAGGGCAGGGCCAGCUUCGGCAUCAAUGGUGUCACGGGAUCGACCACGCAGACCAGCUCGAACUCGGACACUGAUGGCCACGGCACCCAUGUUGCGGCCACCAUUGUUGGCAAGACCUACGGAGUUGCGAAGAAGGCCAAGGUCGUUGACGUGAAGGUGUUUGAUGGCGAUACGGGCUCCACCUCGGCCAUUCUCACUGGCCUCACAUGGGCCGUGAACGAUAUAACUUCUAAAGGUGCCAAGGGCAAGUCGGUGCUGAACAUGUCGCUGAGCGCCAAGAACGUCAGCGCCCUCGACAACGCAGUCCUCGCCGCCUACAACGACGGCGUCCUCACCGUCGUCGCAGCCGGCAACGACAACCAGCCCGCCACCGACACAUCCCCGGCCAGGCUCCCCGAGGCCUUCACCGUCGGCAUGACACAGCCCGACCGCGCCCGCGUCAACAUCAUCGAGGGCAUCUACGGCAGCUCCUACGGGCCGGAGCUCGACGUCUUCGCGCCCGGCCGCGACAUCGUCAGCGCGAGCCACCUGUCCGACACGGGCUCCCGGUCCGCGACGGGCACCAGCAUGGCUUCGCCGCUCGUCGCCGGGCUCGUGUGCUACCUACGGGGCCUAGAGGCCGGCCUCGUGACGCCCAAGGAGGUGACGGACCGGAUCCUCCAGCUGGCCAUCCCGGGCGCCGUUGCGGACCCCAUGGGAUCACCGAACUUGUUGGUUAACAAUGGAAGCGGCCGUUAA